Molecule: messenger RNA, 2369 nt
Organism: Pieris brassicae (large cabbage white)
Lineage: Eukaryota; Metazoa; Arthropoda; Insecta; Lepidoptera; Pieridae
Product: peptidyl-alpha-hydroxyglycine alpha-amidating lyase 2-like
Exons: 5
Coding region: 285-1424 (379 amino acids)
Biological process (GO): peptide metabolic process
Cellular component (GO): extracellular region; membrane
Molecular function (GO): catalytic activity; protein binding
Source: RefSeq, a predicted model, not a curated record
CACGGCCCACAAUCCACAGGAGACUGAUAGGAAAGGAAAUCAAAUUUCAACAUCUAUUUUUCAUACCUAGCACUAAGACCAUUUCCGAUUUAACUUCUACGAAAGAUUUUGCUUUAAUGUAUUUGUUAUAAUAAAUAAACACAGUACAAACAUUUGCCUUUAACGAUUGCCCAAGUCAGCACUUGACCUUGAUAUAAUAUUUAUUGAAAUAUUCGCGCAUGCGCUAAAAAUCGGCCUUUUAACAUAAGUGCCAACAAUCGAUAAAAUCUCAGUAAAGCUAACGUAUGUUCCACAUCAACCAAAUCAGUUUCAAAAUGCGGCCCAGGCUUGUGUUUCUUAUCUGCGUGUGUAGCGUCAGCUGUGAACCAGAAACUGUGAGGGACAACUUCGACUAUUUCAGUUAUGGUAACGAAGAGAAUGUUUUGAAGAACUUGGAUUUACACACGCCCAAAGAUGAAAUAGUUCUCAGGCCUCAAGAGGUCAAGGACUGGCCUCAGCAGUCUCUGAAUGUGGGGCAAAUUACGGCGGUCUCCAUUAAUUCUUUAGGGCAGCCUGUUAUGUUUCAUAGAGCUGAAAGAAUUUGGGAUGAAAGUACAUUCAAUGAAUCAAACGUAUACCAGAAUCUAGACAAAGGACCAAUAAUCGAAGAUACAAUUUUAGUACUUGAACCCCAAACAGGGUCUGUUCUACAUAGUUGGGGUGCUUAUGCGUUCUACAUGCCCCAUGGAUUAACUGUAGAUCACCACGACAAUGUAUGGGUAACAGAUGUUGCGAAACAUCAAGUAUUCAAGUAUACGCCUAACAACCACAAAUAUCCCAGCCUUACGAUUGGAGAAGCAUUCACAGCAGGCUACCCAUACAGACGAAGGGUACUUCUAUGCAUGCCAACAUCCGUUGCCAUAGCGACCACUGGCGAAAUAUUUGUAGCCGAUGGAUACUGCAACAAUCAAAUCUUAAAGUUCAAUGCCGCGGGAACCCUCCUCUUCGCUAUACCAGCCUUCUCAGACUCGCUGACCUUAAAUUUGCCACACAGUGUCACGUUACUGGAGCACUUGGAUAUAGUGUGCGUGGCUGAUCGAGAAAAUAUGCGCAUUGUCUGCCCUCAAGCUGGUCUGAAGAGCUACGCCAAAAUGCUGGAGCCUGCAACGGUUAUAGAAGACCCGACCUUGGGUAGAGUGUUCGCUGUGACGUCACAUGGUGAUAUCAUCUAUGCGGUGAAUGGGCCCACAGCUCAAAACAUUGAGGUGCGAGGUUUCACUGUUAAUGCCGUUAGUGGGCGAAUUUUGGAUUCUUGGGAACCGAGCACGGGCUUCACAAAUCCACAUUCCCUGGCGGUUACUCGAAACGGAUCGCAUCUGUAUGUAACCGAAAUCGGUCCUAACAAAAUAUGGAAGUUCGAGUUAACAGAUGUCUACGACAAGUAACUUGUAAAUUGUUCACCUUCAGGAAGCUUUAAACAUGUAUUACCUAACAUUAGGGACCUGCUUUGGUAAAACGAAUUAAAUUCGUAAAUGUAGUCGUUUAAUAUACAUAAUUUACAUUAGAUUAUACGCUUCUUAAUUGGUGAAUACUUUGAGUAUAGAUUUUGUUACAACGAGUGUUAAAGAAAUAUUGAAUGAUAUAUCUAUUACAAAUUUAUAAAAAAACUUAUCCGGCAUACACUGAUAGAAAUACCAUCUCUCUCUUCUCAUCUCUUUCCAUCAAAUUAUAAAAAAAAAUACAGAAAGUCAAAUGAGUGUAUAAUACACUUUUUUAAAUGCUCUAAACAUGUUUGAACGCGAUAUCGUAAUUCCAUAGUUUUCACAUACAGAGAGAGAUUAUUUACUACAAUGUACAAAGAGUAAAUACUUAUAAUUAGCGUGUGGCUAAAUAUAGCCAUUUAGAAAAUAUUAAAUAAAAGUUAUUUAUCUUGUAUGUACUUAUUACUGUGUAUAUUAUUUCUGUAAAAAAAGCAACAUUUAGAAUGCAGAGUAAAGAAAGCAUAGAGUAAAGAUGACACGCGCCUGGUGAGUGAAUGAAUUAUGCUCAAUAUUAAUGUUGCUAAACAGUAUGUAUAUAGUCUGUGGUUUAAUACGAUUUAAACGUUUGUUAGAACUUAGAUGUAGCAUUUAAGUAUCGAAGAAUAGGUCCAAUAAGAAUCACGCACACUUCUAAAUGGGAGUUAAUUUUUUUCGUUAUUUUAAGAGGUUAUAAUACUCUUCAACAUAUUCAAUUAGUAGAUCAACGUGUAUUCUAUCGCGUAAAUUUGACAGAAAAACAAAUGAACUUUCUUUAAAUCCAUGUAUUGGGUUAGUUUUUAUGAAUAAAGGGGAGAAUUAAAACAUACAGUAUUUUCAUAUCUAUUAGCAAGUACACGAGUUCUAUGAAUU